AUGGCCAGGAUAGUACGUGGUGCCGACUUCUUUGGAAUACGAGUGAGCGCGUGCUACCGUUGGCUCGGCGCAGGCAGGCAGCCAGCCAGCCAGCUAGCCAGCCAGCUAGCGGCGGCGGGAGAUGCGGGCCGGUUGCGGGGCGUCGCGUGUGGCACCUGGGCGCGCCGCGCCGCGCCGGCAGGACGGCCGGGCUGCGCUAUCUGCGGUAACGACUUCCGGCGCGGGCCGACACCUCGCGGCCAAUUACCACCGGCGGCCAGCACCUGCUGCCCAGGGACGCCCGGUCCCACGGCCGGGGUCGACGGCAGGCGGCGCGCGUCGCCGUCCACCAACGAUCAGGCUGCCAAGCAAGAAGCUCAGGCUGCCAAGCAAGAAGCUCAGGCUGCCAAGCAAGAAGCUCAGGCUGCCAAGCAAGAAGCUCAGGCUGCCAAGCAAGAAGCUCAGGCUGCCAAGCAAAAAAUACUGAAUCCGGCGCGCGAGCGGCUUUUUCUGGCGCGCCGGUGUCGAGAUGCCGUCAGGCGUCGGGGGCGGCGUUGGCGCAGCAAACAGGUCCCCGGUGGCGGUGCCAGCGCCUCCGCUUGCGCCACAUUCCGGGGCGCGACAUUUCCACAUAAUGAGCGGCCGACACGCCGCCGGACACCUAACAGACCGCCGGCGCUGGCCGCCGCCUCAGACACCUGCGCCGUCGCCAAUCAGACGGGCAGGCGGGCCGAGGAGCGGCGACAGCUCGCACGUGGGCGGGCAGCGAGCGGGCGCGGAUUACAGAGGAGAGACAGACGGACGGCCGCCGUGGCAGUCGGAGGCGGGGGGCGGAGGCGGGAGGCGGGUCGAUCAGCGGGCGCGGAGGCGGCCGACGCCUGCCGGCGCGUCGCGUCAGUUAGCGAGGUGACGAGGGCGGCUGAGUCAGCGCCCAUUAGCAUGUGCCGGCGUCUCCAGACGGCGUGA
This is a messenger RNA of Schistocerca piceifrons (Central American locust), 945 nucleotides long. RefSeq lists its product as uncharacterized. The record is from RefSeq and is a predicted model, not a curated record. The transcript has 4 exons. The coding region runs from base 1 to 945 and encodes 314 amino acids. Lineage: Eukaryota; Metazoa; Arthropoda; Insecta; Orthoptera; Acrididae.